AUGCAGAUGCGAAGUCGUGCCUUAAGGCACAUCUCUGUUGACGUUUUCCGCAAUCCGCAAGGCCUCGGCAUUUGCGUCGUGGCACUGGUGGUGAUCCUAGGUGUUCUUUUUGAGCACCUGGCCCUAGCAUUCCAAGCCGAUGUGGGUUGGGAGUACGUGGCUUGGGUCGCUCUCGUCCUGGCCGCGCAUGGUGUUGGUGCAGGGCAUCAAAACAACGGAGGUCAAAGGUGCAAACUGCAUCUUCAUCACUGGUACUGGGCCUUCCUCGCCUCGCACUACGCGGUGUUCGACUGCCUUCUCUCAAGCUUGGCGCAGGCGGCCUUCCUGGGAAUCUACAUCCAUGGUGCUGCACUGUUCGGCUUGGAGUCCAUCUAUGAGCCCAGAUGCAUGGCUUCGCAAACUCAUGUGAGGUCUGAUUUUUAUCAUGGUAUUUGA
Symbiodinium natans is the source of this 435-nucleotide messenger RNA. NCBI's taxonomy places the organism in Eukaryota, Dinophyceae, Suessiales, Symbiodiniaceae. The record is from the annotation of a GenBank genome assembly.